GCCUGAUAAGUCAGGAAUGAUCGGCGGGACCUGAUGGGCGACGACGCAAUUACGAAACCUUCGUCUGUGAUGGCAAUGCAGACAACGUCGACAGCUUUCGUGUUCGUCAGCGUGGCGCUCAUCGGGGUGACGAGUGGCUUCUUCGAAAAUUGGGAAGGGCCGAGGCUUAUUCGGGAACCGCCGCAUCUGCUCAGGUUUUCCAACGAUUCGGGGGCAUUUUUGGAAUGUGCUGCGACUGGUCAUCCGAGUCCUACGGUCAGCUGGUACAGGAUGAACGACAAUUCCAAGGUCACCGACGUGCCUGGAGUGCUGAGGACGCACGUGAAUGGGUCGCUGGAGCUUUUGCCAUUUUCCGCGUCGAGUUUCCGGCCGGAUGUGCAUUCCACUACAUACCGCUGCGUGGCGCAAAAUUCCGUCGGGGCCGUGGCUGGUCGCGACGUCAAAGUUCGAGGAGAUGGGAAAUUUCACAUGUUGCCUUCGGGGGACCUGUUGGUGUUGGACGCGGGACCCGGCGAUGUUCUUUCCGAGUUCCACUGUCGCUUCGUCAACCGACUCACUGGGGAAACCUUCAUGUCAACCCGGCCCGGGAAAAUCGGAUUUAAAAGUUAG
Molecule: messenger RNA, 609 nt
Organism: Notodromas monacha
Lineage: Eukaryota; Metazoa; Arthropoda; Ostracoda; Podocopida; Cyprididae
Source: the annotation of a GenBank genome assembly